Vespa velutina is the source of this 3473-nucleotide messenger RNA. It is a transcript of the gene Acat2, whose product is annotated as acetyl-CoA acetyltransferase, cytosolic. Gene Ontology annotation, biological process: fatty acid beta-oxidation. Lineage: Eukaryota; Metazoa; Arthropoda; Insecta; Hymenoptera; Vespidae. The record is from RefSeq and is a predicted model, not a curated record. Gene Ontology annotation, molecular function: acetyl-CoA C-acetyltransferase activity. The transcript has 8 exons. The coding region runs from base 704 to 1888 and encodes 394 amino acids.
CUCGCCACAACGAAAAACAAAACUUAUUCUUAAAGUUCUUCUCGUUAUUAAAAGGAAUUCUCUAAUGAAUUAUUGCCGUUGAGUCAUCGUUAAUGACAUGGAGAAAUUGCCAAUCUCGCACACAUAUGUAUUUUCAAUCUCGACAAUAGUUCCCGUUAUAAAUCUAAAACCCGUUAUGAACAUAAAAUUCUUUUAAAACGUAUUUCUAUUUUCUCUGUAUUAAAUUAGUAAAAUUCUAAUGGAUUUGCAAUGCAAGUACUGACCUUGGAAUUUUUAAAAAUGUGCGAUAUACUGGUUUCUAUUCAUAAUAAAUAAAGUAUUCUAAACUAUCAUUAUCUUACCAUAUCCAUGAAUAAAUAUUUUAUUUUUUUCUGUUUCAAUAAACGUAUAUCAAAAAAUGUAAUAGAAUUUUAUAAAAAUUUAUUUAUUAAAGAGCGCAUUUAAAAAAACAGAAAUCUCUAUUGAUAUUUAGCAACAGAACAUUUUAUACAACAUAUACAUAUACAUAUAUAUAUGCAUCAUGCAUACACACAUACUCAACACAUAUAUAACACGCACGCCUUUUUUACUGGCUUAGUUCCCCAAUUCCCAGUAGUUCCUUAUCAUUGGUGUUCAAAACUGUUCGUCCGAUGGCAUUCUGCUACUUUCGUUGGUAGUGAACGGUACUUCUUCGAGUUCCUGAUAAAAUAGUUAAUGCGACAUCAUGAAUUUCCAAGACGUGGUCAUUGUAUCUGCUGUCAGAACUCCUAUAGGGUCCUUUUGCGGAAACUUAUCUUCAUUAAAAGGAUCAGAUUUAGGAAGCAUUGUUAUUAAAGAAUGUCUUACAAGAAUAAAUUUAAAUCCAUCUGAUGUGUCUGAAGUAAUUUUAGGACAGACAUUAACAGCAGGUCAAGGUCAAAAUCCAGCUAGACAAGCAGCUAUUAAAGCAGAAUUUCCUGUACGUGUUCCAGCUUAUCAAGUCAAUAUGUUAUGUGGUUCUGGAUUGAAAGCAAUUGCAAAUGGUUACCUAUCUUUAAAAAGUGGAGAGAGUAAUAUUAUUGUAGCUGGAGGUCAAGAAAGCAUGAGCCAAGCGCAACACACAAUUUAUCUUAGAAAUGGUGUCAAAAUGGGAGAUUGUAAUUUUGUUGAUACAUUAUUAUACGACGGAUUAGUUGAUGCAUUUACUUCUAUUCAUAUGGGAGUGACAGCUGAAAAUGUUGCUAAGGAUUUUGGAAUAACUAGAGAAGAACAAGAUCUUUAUGCGAUAUUAUCUCAACAAAAGGCAGCAGCUGCCAUUUCAGCAGGACAUUUUGAUAAGGAAAUUGUUCCUGUAACAAUAUUGAACAAAAAAGAAUCUAUUCUUAUAUCUAAGGAUGAAUAUCCUAAACCUUCAACUACUAUACAGGAUCUUUCCAAAUUGAAACCAGUUUUUAUUAAGGUUAAUGGAACUGUUACUGCUGGUAAUGCAUCAGGUAUAAAUGAUGGAGCAGCCGCAGUAGUUCUUAUGACAAAGGAAGAAGCGAUCAAAAGAGACAUAAUUCCUUUGGCUCAAAUCGUUGGAAUAGCUGAGAGUGGAGUAGAACCAAAUGUUAUGGGUAUAGGUCCAAUACCAGCAAUUGAAUUACUUUUACAAAAAACCAAAUGGAGUAAAGAUGAAGUAGAUCUCUACGAAUUGAAUGAGGCAUUUGCUGCACAAUCACUGGCAUGCAUCAGAAAACUUGAUUUAGAUCCUAAUAAAGUUAAUAUCAAUGGUGGUGCUAUUGCUUUAGGUCAUCCUAUUGGAGCCUCUGGAGCUAGAAUUUUAGUAACUUUACUUCAUUCAUUAGAAAGAAUAGGAGGGAAAAAAGGCAUUGCAGCAUUAUGUGUUGGUGGGGGAAUGGGAAUUGCCCUUGCUAUAGAAAGAAAAUAACAUUUUAUGUUCAUUAAUUUUGUUACUUAUUAUGGUGAAAAUACAAAAUUUUAUAUUACGCGGUUUUUUAACAUGUAUGAAUGAAAAAAAUCUUUUAUUUUUAAAUAUUUUUAUUUUUAAAUAUCAUAACUAUUCAUCAACUUUUUGAUUAAGAGAUGAUCUAAUUACUUAAUGUUCUUAUAUUUUUAUAUUUGUUUUAUGACAAUAAAAUAUUGACAUAUAGUUAAACAAUUAAUCAUCAACUAUGAAAUUACAGUAUUUAAAUAAUUUAAUAAUUUAAUAAUUUAAUAAUUUAAUAAUUAAAUAAUUUAAUAAGUUUUUAUUAAAAAACUGUGGAGUAUGAUGAUAGACAACAUAAACUAUGCAUGCAAUUGUGGUAGUCAAUAUUAUUUAAAAUAUAUCAAAUGUAUUGAAUAUAAUUUAAAAAUAUGGUUUGAAAUCUGUACAAUGAACAUUAUCCUGAUUAUAUAAUAUUUUUUCUUAUACAUACACUUGAGAAUGAACUAUAUGCAAACAUUCAAAAAUAUUACAUUAUUAUAUGAAAGAUAAUUAUGGAAAAUCAUAAUAAUUUAUAAGGCACAAGCUUCUUUAUAAAUAACUAAAUUAAGACUUCUCACUAUUUUUGUACUAAUUAGCCAAACAAAUAUUACUGAGCUGGUGGUUAUUCCAAUCUAAUGAACUAAUUCAGAGUGCCUUCUUUUAGAUAGAUUUAAUAUAAACUUUAUUACGUUUAUAUAUGUAUCAACAAUAUGUAAAUAUGCUAAAAAAUAGAUAUUGCCUAUUUUUGUGUUAAGAUAUUUCUGUUAUUAGUAACAAACUGUAUAUUAUUAAUUUUAACAUAAAAAGUACACACAUAUUUACAAACAUUUAAUUAUGUAAUUAAUGUAAUUUAUACAUCAACUUUACUAAUAUUUACUAAAGACAAAAUUCAUCUAUAUGUAAUUACAAUAUAUGGAAAUACAACCUCGCAUAAAUGAAUUUAAUUAGUUGGUAAUGACAAUAUAUUUGGUGUAUUUUUUUUUAAAUAUUACGCAUAAAUACCUAAUUUACAUUGUAAACUGAUAUUGCUUUUGUAUAUAAUUAUACAUCUUGCAUACAUUCAUACAAUGUGACUUAUAUAAUUCAAAUUUGUAUAACACAAAAUGUUUAUGUUAUUUUUUUCUAUAUUUUUUAUAUAUGGAAUAAGGUAUAUACGACACUAGAAAUAUAUUCAAAAAUUUAACAAUCUUUUUAGUGUUCAAAGAAUAUGUGCAUUGUAUAAAUUGUAAAUAAUUCAUCAAUGUUCAUUAGAAUUAUUAAUGAUUAUGAGUUAUUCAUCUUUACUAUUUUUAGGCUCCUUGGCUUUCUUGGUUUCUAACAUAUUUUGUACAGCUAACACUCCUUCUUGUUGCCUUAAUUGGACACGUUUUUCUUUAAAAGUACGUUUUGUAUCUUUCCUAUUGCUUUUGCAUUGAUUUAAUUGCUGUAGCUGAUCCUUGAUAGCUGGUAUAAUGCGUACCUUAAAUUUAUAUAAGCAUAGAAGUAUCGUUAUAUUUUAUAUGUUUCCUAAAACUAUGAAAAAUAAAAAAGAUGAUCAAUAAUAUUA